AAUCCUGGCCACAGCUCAUACCUUCGCCUUCGCUGCCUUCAGGUCCAGAGAGACCCUCGAUUUGAUGACCUGUCUGGAGAGUAUAAUCCUGAAAUAUUUAUGAAGACCUACAGCUUCCUGGACAGCAUCAAGAAGCAGGAGAAGGAGAUGGUUCAGAAGCAGCUGAAAAAAUGCAGGAAUGAGGAGCAGAAGGAGAAACUCCAGCAGCUCCUGAACCGCAUGACACAGCAAGAACAGGAGCAGAAAAAACAGCAGCAAAGGAGGGAGAGGGAGCUGUUUUUGAAGAGACAACAGAGGGAAUUGGCCAAGCAGGGAAAGAAACCCUUCUUCCUAAAGAAAUCCGAGAAGCGGAAACUGGAGCUCGCUGAGAAGUAUGCGGAGCUCAAGAGGAGUGGAAAGCUGGAGAGCUUCCUCAGCAAGAAGAGGAAGAGAAACGCCAUCAAAGACAAGCGCCGUCUGCCCUCACAGAAGGACUGGUGACUGCUGGACAGACAUGCUGUUGUCUGGCAUGGGGCCUCGCUCUGCCCUGGCCAGGCCUGGAAGGUGGCCAUCCCUCUUCCCCCUAUCUGCCUCUCACCGCACAGCGAUGCUGUUGGGCAGCCGAGCAGAGGCUGAACUGAAGGAAAUAGCGCUUCUUGUAGCUGAAAUGUCCUCUUCACUUGCAGUUUACACCACGUCUGGGUGGUGACAAGUCUGUCGUGUAGAUGCACGUGGUGUUGACAGCUGUCUCUGUCCUUGCACCUGCUCGUCUCUUCCUCUAGCGACGGGAGCAGGAGCCCUGCUCUGUGUCGCUGCCUCUCCUGCAGGUCUUCUCAGACACCAACUGAGGUGGGAAAGGACCUCAGGUGGGAGGGCUCUGGUUGCAGUGCCUGCUCUGAGCAGGGCUAGCACUGACUUCAGACCAGGUUGCCCAGGGCUUCUUCAGUUGGGUCUGGCAAUGUCCAAGGACAAACAUUGCCACUUCUCUUGGUCUCUCCUCCACUGCUUCAGGUUCUCAAGAUGAAAACUAUUCUUUUCUUUGUUUUUUUUCCCUCCUCCGGGAAACCUGGCUGGGUUUAGUCCAUAAUCACUGUCUUGUUCUCAGUGAAGUGCCUGGCUCUGUCUUCUCAGUAGCCUUGUCGUAGGUCUAGGGGGGUGGGUGGGAAGGGGUGCUCUUAGGUCUCCCCUUUCUGAGGGUGAAUAAACCCUGCUCCAGUGCUCCAACCUUCUGACAACUGUCACAUCCUCAACUGCUGGAGUCAGCCCAGAGGACCAACAUCUAUCUUCCUGGAGGUCCAGCCUGGGAUGUGGUACCUGGGUGUAGUCUCCCAGGUACUGAGUAACGGGAGGGAGGAGCGUGGGCUGUGUCCUGGUGGGGCUGCCCUUCCUCACA
Molecule: messenger RNA, 1372 nt
Organism: Calidris pugnax (ruff)
Lineage: Eukaryota; Metazoa; Chordata; Aves; Charadriiformes; Scolopacidae
Product: ribosomal RNA processing protein 36 homolog
Exons: 4
Biological process (GO): maturation of SSU-rRNA from tricistronic rRNA transcript (SSU-rRNA, 5.8S rRNA, LSU-rRNA)
Cellular component (GO): nucleolus; 90S preribosome
Source: RefSeq, a predicted model, not a curated record